AUGCAUCCUCUUAUACUUCUCGCGCUGUUCCCUUUAGCCGAAGCCAAAGGAUGGCUCAGUCCUGUUUAUAAGAACUUUUUCGAGUUUCCAUUACCAAUUCCGCCUAUCGCCAAGCCAGUCAAGACGUACGACAACAUCGACUACUAUGAGAUUGAUAUCAAGCCUGUUGAUAUCGAAAUCUACCCUGGCAAGAAAGCACGCCAUGUUGGGUACAACGGUAUCGUUCCUGGACCAACCUUCAAGAUGCAACAAGGUCGCGAGGCCGUUGUUCGGUUCAUCAACCAUGCAGAUCGUGCAAACUCUGUUCACCUUCACGGAUCAUAUAGUCGCGCUCCCUUUGAUGGCUGGGCUGAAGACACUACUGAGCCUGGAGAAUACAAGGACUAUUACUACCCUAACGCUCAAGCCGCAAGAACUCUGUGGUACCACGAUCACGCUGUUGGACAUACUGCUGAGAACGCGUACUACGGUCAAGCUGGGUUUUACAUUCUGGAAGAUGCCCAGAAGAACUCUCUUAAGUUGCCAUCAGGCGACUACGACAUCCCUCUCGCCUUAGCAGCCAAGCGCUACAAUGCUGAUGGCACGCUCUGGGAUCCUGAAGCCAAUGGAGAGACUACCAGUGUCUUUGGUGAUGUAAUUCAGGUUAACGGUCAGCCUUGGCCAUAUCUUGCUGUUGAGCCUCGCAAGUAUCUCUUCCGCUUCCUCGAUACUUCGAUCAGUCGUUCUUUCCAGCUGUAUGCAGAGGCAGACAAGAAUGUCGGCACUCGCAUUCCAUUCACAGUUAUCGGCUCAGAUGCAGGUCUCCUUGCUAGUCCGGUCGACACUACUCAACUCGACAUCUCCAUGGCUGAGAGAUGGGAAGUCGUUUUUGACUUUUCUGGUUACGCUGGCCAGAACAUCACACUCAAGAACACCGGCAAGGUCGCUGCUGAUGAUGACUACGAUGGUACUGACAGAGUGAUGCGUUUCAUGGUCGGCAACUCCGUGAGUGACACCUCUAACAACGGACCCCUUCCAUCCACACUACGCAAUGUUCCUCUGCCACCACCAAAGACCGGGGUCGAUCGCAAGUAUACAUUCAUGCGUAGCAAUGGAGAGUGGCAAGUCAACGGUGUCACUUGGGCCGACGUCGCAGACAGAGUCAUUGCAAAGCCUGAACGCGGCGCUGUUGAGCUCUGGGAACUAGAGAACAGUUCGGGAGGAUGGUCGCACCCGAUCCACAUCCAUCUUAUUGACUUCCAAGUCGUUGGUCGCACUGGCGGAACUCGCGGUGUCCUUCCUUAUGAGCAAACUGCAUUGAAAGAUGUAGUGUGGCUUAAUAAGAAUGAAAAGGUUCAGGUCCUUGCUCGCUAUGGCCCUUGGGACGGACUCUAUAUGUUCCACUGCCACAACUUGAUCCACGAAGAUCACGACAUGAUGGCCGCGUUGAAUGUCACAGCUCUCAAGGAUCUCGGGUACGAUGAGAAGACGUCCUUCAUUGAUCCCAUGGAACCCAAAUACCGUGCCAAAAAGUUCAGCGAGGAAGACUAUGCCAACCGCGACGGUGACUUUGAGGAUGAGAAGAUCACGAAGAAGUGUAAGGACUUCCAAGACAUGGAUGCUUACAAGAGUGUGAAGGAGGUUGAGGAGAAGCUCGAAGCGUACUGGGAUGACAGAAAGACCAAGACCACACUGGAGACCCAGACUUCAUCCAGCAGCAGUGCUUCGAGCGGUUCUUCCGUCCCUACGGCUACCUCGAGUGCUGCGUCUUCUGCAACAUCUACCACGGUGGUCUCCUCGACCACCAAGUCCAGCAGCACAACAGGAAGCACACUCAUCACCUCAGCAAGUUCGAAGACGACCUCUUCGACGAAGAGUGAUGACAAGGGUGGCAAGAAAACUACAACCACAAAAAAGUAGACUAUGCAUGUUUCAAAGUGUUUGGAGUUAUGAUUCAAAUAAUC
Messenger RNA from Aureobasidium subglaciale EXF-2481, 1943 nucleotides. RefSeq lists its product as uncharacterized. The transcript is spliced from 5 exons. Lineage: Eukaryota; Fungi; Ascomycota; Dothideomycetes; Dothideales; Saccotheciaceae. The record is from RefSeq and is a predicted model, not a curated record. Gene Ontology annotation, molecular function: oxidoreductase activity; copper ion binding. Bases 1 to 1899 code for a protein of 632 amino acids.